Molecule: messenger RNA, 1028 nt
Organism: Oryza sativa Japonica Group (Japanese rice)
Lineage: Eukaryota; Viridiplantae; Streptophyta; Magnoliopsida; Poales; Poaceae
Product: FCS-Like Zinc finger 15
Source: RefSeq, a predicted model, not a curated record
ACUCCUCUCCCCCUCACACACCCUCCCUCUCACCAUUGCAAAGCCACUAGAGAUCGAGAAGAAGAAGAGGAGGAGGCGAGCUCCGUUUGGUGCGAGGCGCCGCCGCGCGCUGCGGGCCUCUCCUCCUCCCCGCGCGCUCCACUCCACCAUGCUUCCGAGCCGGCAGAGAAGCAUCUUCCAUCUCGGGGAGGAGGGUGGCGGCGCCGCCGACGCCGAGCACCUCGGCGCUGACCACGGCGACGGCCAUGGCGAUCACGGUAUCAUCAGUAUCCACCAGCAGCGCCUUCGUGUCGUCGGGCUGCAGAUCGUCCUCGCCCAGACGAGGCACCACCACCGCCAGCAGCACGGCCAUGUCGUCCUCAAGCAGAUGCAGAUGGUGUCCCCGCCGCCGGCGGCGCGUCACCGGCGGCGGCGGCGUCCUUGCGGUGACUUCUUGAGCGCGUGCUCCCUGUGCAGGCUGGAGCUCGGCCCCGACAAGGACGUGUACAUGUACAGGGGUGAACAGGGGUUCUGCAGCGAGGAGUGCAGGUGGCAGCAGAUCAUGACGGACGAGGCGAGGGAGCGGGACGCCAUGGCCAAGAAGGAGCGGCUAGGCCUGCAUCAUCGGACGCCGCGGCCGCCGCCGGCGGCGAUCCGCGGCGGCUCGCCGAGGAGACUACUCGCCGUAGCCUAGCACGAGCGAAGUACAGUAUGCUAUACUUGAUGAGACCGUGACCCAUGCUUGGAUGAUAUAUGAUCAAAAGAAAAUUUUCUACUGUACUCUCUGUAAAAUAUGGAGAAAUCGAUGUAAUUAAGAAAAACUUGAUAAGGAGGAAGGAGAGAGAGAGAGAGAGAGAGCCAGGUUUUGAGUAAUUUGAGGCAAAUUUGAGGAAACGUAUACGCAUAACUGCAUGCAGUUUCAUAUUUCAAAUGAACACGAAAUGUUUGGUGGGGGAAAGAAGCUUUCCAGGUCUCAUGGGUACAAGUGUGCAACUUAACUGUAACCUGCUCCUGCUUAUGUGCAAAAAACCUGGUAAAUUCUGGAUAAA